Apiotrichum porosum is the source of this 885-nucleotide messenger RNA. RefSeq lists its product as uncharacterized. The record is from RefSeq and is a predicted model, not a curated record. Gene Ontology annotation, cellular component: intracellular anatomical structure. NCBI's taxonomy places the organism in Eukaryota, Fungi, Basidiomycota, Tremellomycetes, Trichosporonales, Trichosporonaceae. Gene Ontology annotation, molecular function: oxidoreductase activity, acting on NAD(P)H, oxygen as acceptor. The transcript is spliced from 7 exons. Bases 1 to 885 code for a protein of 294 amino acids.
AUGAGCAAUAUCCUCAAGUCCAAAGCUGUUGCAGUUAUUACCGGAGCAGCCUCUGGGUUGGGCCUGGCAGCGGCUCGCACCUUCGCUCAGAAGGGCAUGGUCGUUUGUCUUGUGGACGCUUCCAGUACCGUGAAAGACGUCGCCGCGGGACUGCGCAAGGAGUUUAGUCACACAGAGAUACAUGCCAUGGAGGUCGACGUGUCCAACCUGCAAGACGUCACCGCUCUCCGCGACACGGUCUUCAAAGAGUGUGGCAGCGUUCACGUGCUGAUGAACAAUGCCGGUAUUGGCCGAGAAUGCCCCGCCAUGCCCGCAGACGGCCAGUCAUUCGACGAGUAUCUUGCUCAAUGGCAAGCGGUGAUCGACGUCAACGUGUGGGGCGUAGUCUACAUGUCAAUGCUCUUUGGGCCAGUCAUGCGUUCUCAGAAGGAGCAGAGCGUCAUCAUUAACACGGGAAGCAAGCAAGGCAUUACCUGCCCCCCUGGAAAUGCUGGAUACAAUGUCAGCAAAGCCGUUGUCAAGACAUACACUGAGCAACUCGCCCAUGAGCUCCGCAACUACCCGUCGUCAUUGUGCUCGGCACACUUGUUCAUUCCAGGGUGGGCUUACACCGCCAUGAACGGUAACGGCCGAGAGGGGAUGACAAAGCCUGACGGCGCAUGGACCGCCGAGCAGACUGUCGAUUACAUGAUUGACAAGGUCUUUAACCACGGCGACUUUUACGCUCUUUGUCCAGACAACGAGACUACGACAGCAAUCGAUCACGCGCGCAUAGAGUGGUCUCUGGGCGAUAUCAUCGAAAACAGGCCAGCGCUCUCGCGAUGGCAUCCUGAAUAUGAGAAACAAUUCGCGGAAUUCCUCCAGAAGAAGGUCCCAAAUCACUGA